Phytophthora sojae is the source of this 1706-nucleotide messenger RNA. RefSeq lists its product as hypothetical. The transcript has a single exon. Gene Ontology annotation, biological process: protein phosphorylation. The record is from RefSeq and is a predicted model, not a curated record. Bases 13 to 1611 code for a protein of 532 amino acids. Gene Ontology annotation, molecular function: ATP binding; protein kinase activity; protein binding. NCBI's taxonomy places the organism in Eukaryota, Oomycota, Peronosporomycetes, Peronosporales, Peronosporaceae.
ACCGCCACGAGCAUGUUUCUGAUCAGCAUCAACCUCCGCAACACCAUCAGCUCCGUGUCCAUGGCCACCAAUUACCAGACGCUCUACGUGACCAACGGCAACCUGAACGAGGUGCCGGACCAGUUCGCCAACUUCACGGCGCUCACCAAGCUGGACCUAUCCAUGAACUACAUCACGGACCUGCCGGACAACUCGAGCGACGUCUGGACGGGCCUCAGCACGGUCACGGACCUCAACUUGGCCGCCAACUCGCUCACGGACUUCCCCGUCGUGCUGGACAACUUGCAGACGCUCAACCUCAGCGGCAACGCGUACACGACCAUCCCGGACAACAUCUACAUCAUGGCCGAGUCGGGCGCGCUCAAGUACCUGUACAUGACUGACUGCAACCUGACCAACCUGCAGGUGUCGGACUCGCAGCUGUCGCUGCUGCAGAACCUGGCGGGCUUUGAUGCGACCGUGACGAUCUCAGACUGUGGCUCCGGAUACGCGGCCACGACGCUGAGCAACGCGAACGUGGAGGUCUGCGCGGUGUCGACGUCCUCGUCCAGCGACGGCGGCGGCAGCAGCCACACGCUGGCCAUCGUGCUCGGCGUGAGCUGCGGCGUGCUGGUGCUGGCCAUCAUCGCGUUCCUGUGGUACCGCAAGAAGAACGGCGGCCAGUUUACCACCAAGAACGGAUCGACCAUCUUCGGCACAGACAUUGGCUCGAGUCUUACGGGCGGUGACACGACUUUCGGAUCAUCGAUCUGGGACGACCCGGAUCUCCUGGCCGCGCGUAUCGACCACCGCGAUGUCGAAGCGGUUAAGCUGCUGUCUCGCGGUGGCUUCGGUGAAGUGUGGCUGGGUCUGUACAUGAACGAGAACGUCGCUAUUAAGCGGCUGUUAGGAGACAAGAAGACCAUGCAGGACGCGCUGGCCUUUGCGACGGAGAUCAAGACCAUGGCGCGUCUGGAGCACCCCAAGAUCGUGCGUUUCAUCGGUGUCUCGUGGUCCAACGCGUUGACCAUCCAGGCCGUGACGGAGUUCAUGGACUGCGGUGACCUCAAGUCGCUGCUCGACUCGAGCCGCGCCAGCUCGCUGACGUGGGCCAACCUCAAGUGCCAGAUCGCCAUCGACAUCGCCGACGCGCUCGUCUACCUGCACACGCUGAACCCGAAGCUCAUCCACCGUGACCUGAAGUCUCGCAACGUGCUGAUCGACGCGCAGACCGGCGCCAAGCUGAGCGACUUCGGUAUCUCGCGCAACCGCAGCUUCGACGAGACCAUGACCGCUGGUGUCGGUACGGCUCGCUGGAUCGCGCCCGAGGUCAUUCUGGGCGGCCACUACACGGAGUUCGCGGACAUUUACUCGUUCGGCGUGGUGCUGUCGGAGCUGGACACGUGCAAGGCGCCGUUCUACGACGCCACCAACACGAACGGCGGCAAGAUGCAGGACGUGACCAUCCUGCAGCUCGUGUCGGCUGGCAAGCUGCAGCCGAGCUUCGAGGAGUCGUGCCCGCCGUCCAUCGUCAAGCUGGCGCGCGCAUGUCUGUCCUUCGACCCGGCGCAGCGUCCAAGCGCCAUCCACAUUUCGUACGAGCUGCGCAAGAUCAUGAAGGACGAGCUGUAGAGCGGCUUCAACAGUGCAAUGUUGAUGUUUUGGUAGGCGAUGGAGGCUCUUUUGUAUUACCCCAGUUAACUUUAACGCAAAGUCUUACAUUACUG